Nakaseomyces glabratus is the source of this 3216-nucleotide messenger RNA. RefSeq names its product ssDNA endodeoxyribonuclease RAD1 (gene RAD1). Gene Ontology annotation, biological process: double-strand break repair via homologous recombination; nucleotide-excision repair involved in interstrand cross-link repair; double-strand break repair via single-strand annealing, removal of nonhomologous ends. Lineage: Eukaryota; Fungi; Ascomycota; Saccharomycetes; Saccharomycetales; Saccharomycetaceae. Gene Ontology annotation, cellular component: nucleotide-excision repair factor 1 complex. Gene Ontology annotation, molecular function: damaged DNA binding; single-stranded DNA endonuclease activity; single-stranded DNA binding. The record is from RefSeq and is a predicted model, not a curated record.
AUGCAAUUGUUUGUACAAGACGACUCCGAUGAUGAGUUGCAAUUGGAGCUGUCCCAGCAAGAGGAACAGAAGCAGAAACAGUUCAAUGAUUCACGUAGACUCAUAGAUGAGACUCAACAGAAGAACGAUGAGCAAGUAUCUGUGGUUAGUGAGACCACUGUCUACAGUCCAAAUGAUGAAGACGCUAUACUCUAUCCACUAAUUCCAGAUGAUCUUGAUGAAUCAACUGAGUUCAAGCCCAAUAUUGAGGAUAUAAGGCCUGUUGACAUACAAUUGAAUCUAUCGUUGCCGUUUCAGCAGCAAAUCAUUGAGGAUGUGCUUGCUACUGAUGAUCCUUUAGUAAUUAUGGGUAAAGGGCUUGGUAUGGUCCCCAUUGUGUCUAAUCUGCUUCACGUACUAGCCACUCCUACUGUUAUAAAAGGGCAAUUGAAGCGCUCCCUUGUGGUUGUCUUGAAUGCCACCGGGUCAGAGAAUCGGCAAAUAUCAGAAGAGCUUGAGGAGUUGAAUUGGCUAGUAAAUGCAGAUGAUAAUGCUGGGCCCUUUGCUAGCAUAGAUGAAGAUGACGAUGAUGACCCUAAGUACUCAAUAUUUAAUGAAGUCACGGCGGAAACUCUAAGUGUGGAGAAAAGAAGGCAAUUAUAUUUAAAGGGUGGUAUUGUCAGUGUUACGUCUCGGAUAUUUAUCGUUGAUUUGCUUUCAGGAACUAUACAUCCAAACAGAAUAACUGGUUUCGUAGUUUUAAAUGCUGAUAACUUGAGAAAUUUUUCGAAUGAAUCGUUUAUUUUGGAGAUAUACAGAUCAAAGAAUAGAUGGGGUUUCAUAAAAGCGUUUUCAAAUAACCCAGAAUCAUUUUCGAUGUCUUUUUCUCCAUUGAUAAAUAAAAUGAAAGAGCUUCAUCUUAAGAAUGUUCUUUUAUGGCCUCGAUUUAGGAUUGAGGUAUCUGCCUCACUCAACAAUGAAAAAGUUAUCAAUGGUCAGAUUAGGUCGGAUAAGGUUAUUGAAGUGCGUAUUAACCCCACUAAUGCAAUGUCACAGAUACAAUUUGGCCUAAUGGGUUGUUUGAAGAAAUGUAUAGAAGAAUUGACACGGAAAAAUACAGAAAUAUCGAUAGAAUAUUGGAAUAUCGAGAAUAUUUUGGAUGCAAACUUUAUCAGAUCUAUAGAUGCGAUAAUGGUGCCAAAUUGGCACAGAAUUUCUUUUGAAUCAAAACAAUUGGUUAAGGAUAUCAAGUAUUUGAAGAGAUUAUUAAAGAUGCUCUACUCCAGUGAUGCAGUUGAUUUUUACGAAGAGGUACAGCUUAGUUUAGAAGCUAAUAAGCCGAGUUUGGGUAGAAAAUACUCAGAAUCGCCAUGGUUAAUGGCAGAGGAAUCUCAAUUAGUUAUUUCAUAUGCUAGACAAAGAAUUUUCAACGGUCAGGAUUAUGUUUUAGAGGAACUUCCUAAAUGGGAUCAGUUACUAAGUAUACUUGAUGAUAUUGCCUAUGAGAAAACAACUAGAAAUAUUGAAGGUUCUACCCUAAUUGUUUGUAAUAAUAACACCACUGUGUUGCAGCUAAGGCGGGUAAUCUCAAAAUAUGAUAAUGAGUUUGGUAUGCGUAACAUUAUGCUAAGUAAACUUGAAUGGUACAAAAUGAAGAGAGAGGAGCGUAAAAGAAUUGUUCGAGAUUUCAAGAAAGAAGAAACCGAGCCUGAAGUACAGCUAUCUGUCAGUUCCUCUUUUGCCAAGGAGGAAGUAGUGACCAAAAGAAGAAGGACUCGUGGGGCUGCCGCUGUAGCUGCUGUGCAAAAACUACAUAGUGCUGGUUCAGGCAUUGAUAUAGAGGAUGUGAUUGAAAAUUACGAUUUUAAUGCGGAAGCACAGGGAACUAUGAAAUCUACGUCCGAUGAUUUGAUAGAAGAUUACAGGGUAGAGGAACAAGAGGGUUAUUAUAACGUUGAAGAUGAAGGAGAGUACGAUGACUUUGAAAACAGUACUUUAUUCAAGGAGUUUAUGAAAAGAGAAGCUGAUCUAAUUGAUCAAACAAUGCAAAAGAAGAAGGAAAAUUUUGAGUACUUGGAUAGACAGGAUCAAUUACUGAUAGAAACUUUUAGUAGGAUAGGUGAUGACGUUUUAUUUGAGGAGAUGAUGCCAUCUUAUAUUAUCAUGUAUGAACCUGACUUAGCGUUUAUUAGAAAAGUCGAAAUCUUCAGAGCUUUAAAAAGAGAGAACCCUCCAAAAAUAUUUUUUCUGUACUAUGGUGAUAGUGCAGAAGAACAAACUCACCUUCUUUCUAUAAAAAAGGAAAAAGAUGCUUUUAGUAAAUUAAUUAGAGAAAAUGCAACUUUAGCACAGAGAUUUGAAGCUCAGACGGAUCUCUCACAUUUCAAAAAUCUUGCUGAAAGAAAGCUUAAGCUAUCCAAUAUCCGGAAAACUAAUACUAGAACUGCAGGUGGUCAACUUGGCCUGCGAGAGCUAACUCAAGAUGUAGUAUUGGUAGAUACUAGAGAAUUUAAUGCCGCGUUGCCGGGUUUGCUGUUUCGAUAUGGGGUAAGGGUAAUACCAUGCAUGUUAACUGUCGGUGAUUAUGUUCUUACACCAGAUAUUUGCGUUGAAAGGAAAUCAAUAUCUGAUCUAAUUGGAUCUCUCCAAAACCAUAGACUUGAGGCGCAAUGUAAAAAAAUGUCUAAGCACUAUAAGUAUCCUACGUUGAUGAUAGAAUUUGAUGAAGGUCAAUCAUUUUCACUUGAACCUUUCAGUGAAAGAAGGCUAUACAGAUCAAGGGAUUCUUCUACUACACAUCCGAUAUCUAAUAAGUUAUCUCAAGAUGAUAUUCAAAUGAAACUUUGUAAGUUAGUGAUGAAGUUCCCAGGACUUAGAAUAAUGUGGUGUUCUUCUCCCUUGCAAUCUGUAAAUAUCAUAUUAGAAUUAAAACUAGGGAGGGAACAACCGGAUCCAAAUAUAGCAAUUGAAUUGGGUUUGCAUAGGAAAAUGGGUUUGUCUGAAAAAAGCAUUGACAAUGAGCAAAGCUUUAAAAAGCUGUUAUCAAUUCCGGUCUUGUCUAAAAUAGAUUACUUUAACAUAAGAAAGAAGGUCAAAACUUUUAGGAAACUAACAAAGAUGAGGCUUAUUGACAUCCAGAAUGUUGUUGGGAAUGAAAUGGUCGCCACAAAAGUGUAUGAAUUCUUGCAUAAUGAUGAUAACGACGAUGAUGACUAUGAUAUAAGUGAUUUAGAUUAA